CAGGGCUGGCUGGAGCCUGGCUCUCCAGCCUAGGAUCGCCUGCAGGGACCACGCAAACUGAAACCUCCAGAGAGGUCGUCUUCUCAAGAGUGCUUGGGCUCUAAUUUUGAGAACUAUGACAGAGAAAGACCUCCUCCAUUGGCACCUGCUGGCUUUGUUUCUCCUCCCUUUUUGCCUGGGUCAAGAUGAAUACAUGGAGGUGAGCGGAAGAGCUAAUAAAGCGGUGGCAAGAAUAGUGCAAAGCCACCACCAGACUGGCAGGAGGGAAAAAGUGAGAGAGCGGAGCCAUCCUAUAGCGGGGACUGUGGAUAAUAACACGUCUCCAGAUCCAAAGUCCCUGAGGCCAGAGGUUCUGUCGCACCCCGAGUUAAAUGACCUGGCCCAGAUCACCUCAUACAGGGUCCAGACAUCUCAAACUGGAGCACCUGACUGCAGCAAGUGUUGUCAUGGAGAUUUUGGUUACCGAGGCUAUCAAGGCCCUCCUGGACCACCUGGCCCCCCUGGAAUUCCAGGAAAUCAUGGAAACAAUGGCAACAAUGGAGCCACUGGGCAUGAUGGAGCUAAAGGUGAGAAAGGAGACAAGGGAGAUCUAGGCCCCCGAGGAGAGAGAGGACAGCAUGGCCCUAAAGGAGAGAAGGGGUAUCCUGGCAUUCCUCCUGAACUGCAGAUUGCCUUCAUGGCAUCCAUGGCUACUCACUUCAGCAACCAAAACAGUGGAAUAAUCUUCAGCAGUGUGGAAACCAACAUUGGAAACUUCUUUGAUGUCAUGACUGGGAGAUUUGGGGCCCCAGUGACAGGGGUCUAUUUCUUUACCUUUAGCAUGAUGAAACAUGAAGAUGUGGAAGAAGUGUAUGUGUAUCUGAUGCACAACGGCAAUACAGUCUUCAGCAUGUACAGCUAUGAAUCAAAAGGAAAAUCAGAUACAUCAAGCAAUACUGCAGUGCUGAAACUGGCCAAGGGGGAUGAGGUUUGGCUACGGAUGGGGAAUGGGGCACUACAUGGAGAUCACCAGCGCUUCUCUACAUUUGCAGGCUUCCUGCUCUUUGAAACUAAGUAAAAAAAAAAAAAAAAAAAAAAAAACAAGAACAAGAAGAAAAAGAAAAAGAAAAAGAAAAAAAAGCAUCUGCAUUGGGGGGGUGGGGAAGUUUCAUUUUCCAUGGGCGAUAAUUCUUAUGAUAUUUCUUACGGUCUAAGGAAGAUUUGAGAACUGUGGAAUAACAUGUCAGGAUUAACAGAACAGAACAGGAUGCUUUACAUAGACAAGCAUCAUCACAGGCAGGUAACCCUUUGGGAGGCCAUGAUAGAUUUAGAGGCCUAUAUAUAAAUGAUAAAGCCUGCCUAUAAAAGUCACCAAAGACUUAUUUAGCCUGGGCUAGAAAGGUCAGUAUGUUAAAUCAUAUUCUACCAAACACCUGAAAGGGAAUUCAUGUUGGCCAGGGGUGAGGGGUGGGGGGCAGAGAGGACUGUUUAAAAGUUUUUUGGCAAGAAGAGCUUUAAGGAUCAUUCCAUAUCAUCUGAGGCCUUCACACUGAUCAUUUCAAUAUAAACCAAUGCUUGCCACAGCCAUAUACAGAUACUUGCCUAGACAAACUGGUCCUAAGUAAGCUCCUGGUGAAAGGACAGAGAAAUUAGAAAGUCCCUAAGGAUUAGCUCCUUGGAAGAUUCAACAUCAAGGUAUAAGUUGCUCUUGUGAGAGCCUGUACAGCCUGUGAAUUCAGCUUGAAAUCAUUUCAGAGCGCAGCAGGUUUCUCUUAAGAAUUAAUCAAUCAAUAACCAUACUACGUGCCAGGCACUGUGCUCAGUGAUAUAAAGAAAAAAAUGAAGCAAUUAUAGAAAAAUGAAUUUAAAUGUAAAUUAAGGAAGAAAUGGCAAGAGCUUUAGGGUUCUGUUGAGGAUGGGGUCAGCAUAGCUCUUCAAAGGUCCAGGUUCUGCCACAUGGAAGCUCAAUCAUCCAUUCUCAUGAAACAGUAGCAUAGUCUAACACUGAAGAGUGAAAUCUUUAUGAUCUAGCAUUUAUACAAGAGUGGGAGUACAGGUGCUGAGGAAGAGAUUUGUCAUGUACCAAUGACUUCUAGAAACAGAGUCCAGGAAGUCAUUUGAGUUAUUGAAAGUCUAGAUUCCAAAUCAUCCCUUGACUUUUUUAAAGGUCUAAGGUGAGAUAGAAGAUGGCAACAACUGAAAUGAAAUUUUGUGAGAACAAAUGAUUCAACUGUAGAAGAAAGAGCAGGAGCUUGGUAUUGAUGGGGGUUGGAGCUAAAUAGGAAGCACCAAGAUUCUCAGGACCUACAUGCCAGGCAAUUUGGCAGAUUCAGGGAAGGUCCAUCAGGAAGUGACUUUCUGAUCUUGUGGACUGCAAAUCAAUGAAUAUAGCACAGUUGUUUAAGAGUCUUAAUCUUUUUUAACCCUAUAGCUACAAUUCUAAGAAGAUAAUUUAAGGUAGCUUUUAUUAGGACUCUUAAUGUAGCAAUAUUAUUCUAAAAUAUUCUCAAGGCCUCAUAAUUAUUCAAUUUCUAUCUUGUCUUUAAAUGUGUUUUCUUUACAUUUUUAUUGAUAUCUUUUGUUUUAACAUCACCUUUAUUUCCAACUAGAUACCUCCCUCUUUUCCCACGCAUUGAGCCAAAUUUUAUAACAAAAAAAGAGAAAAAGGUUGAUCAAAACUAACCCAAUCUCCCUUUAAAAAUUAAAAAAGUAUAGAGAACAUUUUUCUAGACCAAAAUUAUGCCUCUCUACUGGGUAGUAGUUUUUAAAAAGGAUCUUUACAUGAUCCAAACUUAGGCCCAUCAUAUAAUAUUUUUGAUGUUUGACUCUUUAUUCUUAGUGCUGGGGUUUGGCAUCCCUCCAAAGAAAUUUUUUUGGGGUUAAGAAUAGACACUAGGUGAUUCUAGUCUAAGGAGUCACAUGAGAGAAGCAAGAUUGCAAACAUCCAGUCUCUAGAUACUAUAGGUAACAAAUAAUACUCAAAGGUUUUUUUUUUCUUCUUACAAAAUCACUCUGAUAACCACUGCCAAUUUAUAUCCCUUCCAAAUACAAUUAUUCUAGGGUCUUUAAGCACAUAAAAUGAAACUAAACAAGUUAGCCUAAUAAAACCUAAUUUCAAUUGCAUUUUAGAUGAAAAGGAAAAUGAAACAUGACUAUAAGAUAGAGAAACAAUUAAAGAAAAAACAAAACAAACACCUCAGUUUACCAGAACCAUAAAUGUAUGGAAUGCUUUUGGAAGACCUUCUACUGAUUACAACAAUGCCUCCAGAGGUCACAUAAUUUCUUUAUCUCCUUUGUGGAAUCUGUUUUAAGAGACAGUUUAUGAGAAAUCAAUUAACCUUACCAUUUUAUAAUUAAUGCUAGAUUUCUUUUUAACCUUAAAAGGAUAUUCCCUACCUAUCUAUUACCAGCUUGAUUCCCUACUUUUUUCAUUAAAUUGGACACCAAAUGGCUUUUGGAUUCUGGAAAUCAUAUCCAUCUACAAUGAAAGCAUUUCUAUCUGCUUUCAAGAGUAUUCAAGAAAUUGUCACAGAUUUUAAAAGCAAUGUCUAAGAGAUUCUCUAAUGAUCUGAAGAAGGGCAGCAUAGAACUGAGGACUAUUUUGAAAAGAGUAAUUGUUAUUUACAUGUACAAGUUCUGAUUUUUUUAAGUCAAUCACAUAAAAUAGCAGUCAUAACUUGUUCUGUGAAUGCUUUAAAACAACUAUUGUGCUGGGAUAAUGAUGUAUCCCUGAUGCUAGGGAGGCAGAGGCUUCUUCAUCGCUUGAACUCAGGAAUUCUGAGUUACAGUGGCUAAGCCAAUAAGAUGUCCAAACUAAAUUUCAUACAAUAUGGUGAGUCUCCAGGCUACCAAAGGAAUGGUAAACAAGUCAAGGUAAAAAAAAAAUAGGUCAAAGCUCUUAGGCCAUCAAGAUUGGUACUAGGAUUUGAGUGGCCACAACACUUCUAGCCUUGAAUAUAUAUGGAGAUUUAGCCUAACAAAUAAUAAUAAUGAGGAAAAAAACUUUUAGGGAUUAGAAGGAAGGAAUGGAUAGAUGAGUACUAUGGAAAUACAGCAUCACAGAAUUUGAGUUGGACGCGGCCUUAGCAGCCACCUAGUUGAAUCUAUACCAGAAAGGGAAUCCUCCCACUACAGUAACCAAGAUAAAACCUGGAAGGAUGGUUUGAAAACUGUCCUCUAGUAAACACACACAUAUUUGAGUUACCCCAUAAUUAUUCUUCAGGCUUGGCCAUAGUAUACAAUUGCUACCCCAUUGAGCUCAUUCCAAGAAUUGUCAGCAAGAGAAUAAUAGCAAUUCUCCUCUUGUUCUUCACUUCAGUUGAUACAUAUAUUCUUGAAAAUCUCCACAUAAAUGAAUUGUCAAAUUGAAUAGAAAUUUAAAUUCAUUAGAAAUCUUAGGAGUCAUUGAGUGAAUGAAUCUCUUUUUAAAGUGAAAAACCAUAACUGGAUUUUUUUUUAAAAUCAGAAUGUGCUUUUAUUCCCUACUGGGGGGGAACCAAAAUUGGAUUUCCCAAGAUGUGACUUUGAAACCAAUAGCUCCAUAAACAUGCUAUCUAGAACCAGAGGACCACAUCAAGGCUAUCCUAAUAACCUUCCUAAUAUCAUUUUCUAUGUUAUGCCCUUUUGAGUUUCCAGAUAGACUUUCUAAAAUACUUUUAAAAUCUUUCCUUUGACGCAUAAAAAUGUGCAUGCUCUUUUAUAUAUAGUGAUUUUAAAAGUGAAGGCAUACUAGCCAUAAUAUACUUGACAUUUUUGUGAAUUUUUCUAUACCAAUAUUAUAGAAAAUUUUCUUAUGAAUUUAUUGUCAACAAGUGUAGUGAGAAGCUCUACAGAGCUCCAAGGAGUUUCCACAACCACAAAGUAUAUUGCAUUAUGAAUAAAAUGUCUUAUUGGCAUUUCAAGUUGCCUCCAACAAAACCUCUGAAGCAUAUUCAUGAUAAAUUUGGGCUAUAAAUGUUAUGAGCCAAUAAUAUAUAGCAAUGCAUGUCAAGUAAAUAUGUAUCAACACAUACACUGUUUCAUUUUUGUUAAAUGUGCUAUUUCUUGAUAUUCUAAAUAAAUAUGCAGUUAUAAAACUUGGUGACUAUAGCACUGUUUACAUUAAAAUAACCCAAGUAUAAGAUAUAGCCAAGUAUCAUAGAAUGUAUCUAUAUAAGUGUACAGACAGGUCUUAGGAAUUGGGUUCCCAACCCAAACUAUCAAUAGAUCACUAUAUUGUUUUAGCACAUAGUUGAAACCUAAUAAAUGUUGUUUUUAAAAAUUGUAA
This is a messenger RNA of Antechinus flavipes (yellow-footed antechinus), 5245 nucleotides long. RefSeq names its product C1q and TNF related 3 (gene C1QTNF3). The transcript is spliced from 6 exons. Gene Ontology annotation, molecular function: protein binding. The record is from RefSeq and is a predicted model, not a curated record. The coding region runs from base 116 to 1057 and encodes 313 amino acids. Lineage: Eukaryota; Metazoa; Chordata; Mammalia; Dasyuromorphia; Dasyuridae.